UUUUUUAGUCGAAGAACUUCAAAAAUAUAAAGAAAAUUUAAAAAGAAUAAUAACAACAAUAGAUACAGCAUUAAAUACAAUGGAAAAUAAUGAAAAUAAUUUAGUAGAAGAAAAAGAAGGAGAAAAUAGUUUAAAUAAAAAUAAAUUAAUUAAACAAUUAAUUAAAGAUAAUUUUAAAAUUAAAAGUGCAAUAUCUUCCUCAUUACCUAAUUGGAGAUCUAAAUAUUUAUUAAAUAGAAUUAAUUCUUUUAAUAAAAAUGUUGAAGAAAAUAUUCGAAAAAGUCCUCUUCAAUUAACAAAUAAAACAACAACAACAACAUUAAUUCCCCAAACAAAUAAUUCUGAAGAAAAUAUUACAAUAAAAACAACAUCAACAAUAAAUACAACAACAAUAAUAUCUCUUUUAAAUCAAACAUUUAUUGAAAAUAUUGGUGAAAAUAUUUCAAUAACAACAACAGAAAAAGAAGAAAAUACUCCUCAAUUUGAUAUUUUAAAUGAUUCACUAACUACUUCAACUUCUUCAUCUACCUCCAAUUCAAAACCCAAUAUUUUGCUACAAUCAAAUAAAUUAUUUAUUCCAAAAAUAAUUAUUCAAAAUUCUAUUAAAAACCUAACAAGUUCUAUUCUCGAUCAAUGUAAACAUUUAAGUCAACCAGAAUUAGUAGAGGAAUUAAAAAGAAAGGGAACUUACAAUCCAGAAUUAAUGGCUUGGGAUGUUAGCGGCGUUUUUAGAUUUCUAGAUCGUUCAAUUGUUGAUCAAUAUGAGAAACAAAUAAAAACACAAAAAUCUGGAGAACAAGCAAUUAAAAGAAAUAUUGAAGCUUUGGAAAAGUUACUUGGAGAAUUAAAAUUACAUUGCAAUAUUCGAACUCCAGAGGCUUUAUCAAGAUUUGGCAAUAUAACAUUAGCAAAUCCAAAACAUUCAAUAAUAUCCCCUUCAAUGCGUGGGGGUUAUUGGGAGGAAGGGGAGGAGAAUAUAAUGAUGACUAGACAAAAAAGAAAUACAAUUUUUGCUCAAAAUCUUUUCAAUUCUUCUUCUUCUGAAAGAAGAAAAAGAAGUGAUUUUAAAAAUAAAAAACAAUUAAAAUCUCAAAUAGGGGAUGUACAUAUAGUCCCUUUUGGGUGUGACAAAAGAGGAUAUUCUGAGGAUGGUUAUUUACGUUUAUGUAGUGCUUGUCAAGCAAUUAGAAAAUUACCUGGGGAUUUUUUCCCUCCUUUUAUUAACGAAGUUGUUUGCAAUGAAGAUAAAGCUUGUUUAUAUUUUUAUGAAUAUCGUUGGUUUUUUUUUAAAUUAAUUUUUUUGAAAAUUAAUUUUAAAGCACAUGGGAAAUGUAAACAAAAAUAUAUGAAUUUUGUUGUUUUGAGAAAUGUUGGAACGCCAUUAUGUCAAGUUUGGGAAAAGUUUAAUUUAAAUGUUAGAGUUUCUUGUGAAUGUUUUGUUGAUGAAAUGUCUUUUUUUGCUAAAUAUGUUUAA
Molecule: messenger RNA, 1474 nt
Organism: Meloidogyne enterolobii
Lineage: Eukaryota; Metazoa; Nematoda; Chromadorea; Rhabditida; Meloidogynidae
Source: the annotation of a GenBank genome assembly